AUGUCGUCCCGCGCCUCCGAAGCCACGGGGCUCCUUCAAACCGCAUCCCGCUACUAUGGCGCGUCGGCCUCCUGGCUCUUUUGGCUCCCGACCGCGCCGAGCCACCGCUUUUACCUCCUCGUGCUCAUCUGUCUCAUUCCGUUUGGCGGCCACUUCGUCAAGAAUGAAAUGUCGUCGCUCCAACAACUCAUGAUCGACGACAAGGAGUUCCCGAUCUCCAACACGAUCUACGGCGCGUUCAACUCAGCGGUCUCGGUUCCCAACAUGAUCAUCCCGUUUGUCGGCGGCCACCUCCUCGACUGCAAGGGCCACGUCACGAUCCUCUACUUCCUCAUCCUCAUGUGUUUGGGCCAAGCGCUCUUUGCGUACGCGAUGCAGCUGCACUCGAUCUGGCUCGCGAUGGCCGGCCGCAUCAUCUUUGGUCUCGGCGAGGGCAGCGUCGUUGUCGGCGGCCGCGCGAUCGUCGCGUACUGGUUUGACCGGUCCGAGCUCACGUUCGCCAUGGGCACGUCCGUUGGCAUCACCAACAUCUCCAAGAUGCUCGCCAAGGCCACGGUCGCCCCCGUCGCGCUCUACUUUGGCAGCUACCGCGACGUCAAGCACCAAGUGCGCGCGGGUGCGGAGCUCGUGUCGGUGGUGGCGCCGUCGCUCACGUGGCUGAGCUCGUACUGCUACGUGCGCCGCGCCAAGAAGGCCGAGGUCGUGCACGAGAAGCUCUCGUUCCUGGCGAUGGGGUCGUUCUCGCCGCUCUUUUGGCUCGUCGUCGCGCUCCACGUGACGUUCAUCAACGUGUUCCACCUCUUCCAGAACGUUUCGGCGAGCUACUUUACCCAAGUGCACGGCUACUCGAUCGUGAACGCGGGGUACGUGAGCAGCCUCGCGCACGUGUUUGUGAUCUUCGCGCCGCUCGUGGGCCUCGUCGUGGACUGCGUCGGCGGUCGCAUCCAGCUCAUUCUGUGCUCGUCGUGCCUGAGCAUCCUCGCGUACACCUUGCUUGUCUUUACCACCAUCAACCCGAUCGUGCCGAUGCUCAUGAUCUCGCUCUGCCUCUCGGUGACGCCCACGAUUCUCAUGGCCAGCAUCGCGCUCUCGAUCUCCAAGCAUCGGUUCGGCACCGCGUUCGGCAUCGUCGAGGUCGUCGACGCCCUCGGCGGCUUUGUCGGCAACCUCAGCAUCGGCUACAUCCUCGACACCUCGGGUGGCUACAAUGCGGUCAUGCAAGUGCUCUUGGGCCUUGCGAUCUUGACGCUCGUGCUGGCGCUCGCGCUUGCGCGCGAAGACGCCCGGACGGGCAACCACCUUGCAGCCGCCACGAUUGCCAACAAGAACGACGAUGUGGAGCUGCGGGAGGCCGACUAUAGCACCUCUGGUAGCGACGGCGGCUGCCCCGAAGGCGUAUAUGUCUAA
This is a messenger RNA of Saprolegnia parasitica CBS 223.65, 1407 nucleotides long. RefSeq lists its product as hypothetical. NCBI's taxonomy places the organism in Eukaryota, Oomycota, Saprolegniomycetes, Saprolegniales, Saprolegniaceae. The transcript has 3 exons. The record is from RefSeq and is a predicted model, not a curated record. Gene Ontology annotation, biological process: transmembrane transport. Gene Ontology annotation, molecular function: transmembrane transporter activity. The coding region runs from base 1 to 1407 and encodes 468 amino acids.